Messenger RNA from Astyanax mexicanus (Mexican tetra), 2908 nucleotides. It is a transcript of the gene trim16, whose product is annotated as tripartite motif containing 16. Lineage: Eukaryota; Metazoa; Chordata; Actinopteri; Characiformes; Acestrorhamphidae. Bases 380 to 2026 code for a protein of 548 amino acids. The record is from RefSeq and is a predicted model, not a curated record. Gene Ontology annotation, molecular function: zinc ion binding; protein binding. The transcript has 7 exons.
UCAGAGAGGAAAGAUCAGACCUGCUGAACAAACGCUCUAUUCAGGACUCUGAGAACUAAGUGCUUAUAAGGGAUUAUAUUUCAGCUUCUGUUCCGCUCUCUUCACUGAUACCGACACAGACACCCAACUUCCUCUCAGACUCAGUCCUGAAACCUCCCAGCCCGGGUCCACUCCACCCAGAAUACCUGAAGAGGCGUGGCUACAGGAAAGGGCGUGGUUUGGCUGUAGGUAUGUUUACACACAUUCAGACACACACACACACACACACACACUUAAAGGUUUCACUCCGAUCUUCCACACACAGACGCUCAGUGUUCUACAGACAGCAGGAGGAGCCGACGCAGAACCCAAACCUCACCUGCUGGAGCUCAGAACCACCAUGAGGUCUCAGGAGAACGAGUCCAGAACUGAGGAACCUCAGACAGAGACCAUGAGUACUGUGAAAGAGGAGCAGGAAAUCCAGAAAGACAUACAGGAGGAACCACAAAAGAUCAAAGAGGCAGGAGGAAAAGAAGAACCGCUUCCAGCCCUAUCCCCUUCAGGUGAAGAUGACGUAGUGUGCGACUCGUGUAUCGAAAGCCCACGUCAAGCCACAAAGUCCUGCCUCACCUGCCUGGUGUCCUACUGCGAAGCCCACCUGAGACCCCACCUGGAGAACCCCAAGUUCCAGAGCCACCGGCUGGUGGAGCCGCUGAGGGACGUGGAGAGGCGGAUGUGUGAAGCCCACGACUGCCCGCUGGAGCUGUACUGCAGCGUGGACGCCUGCUGUGUGUGCCAGGAGUGUGUAUCAGUGGACCACCAGGGACAUGAUACACUGCCCAUCCCCCAGGCCCGGCAGAACGCUGAGAAAGAGCUUCAGGACAAGCAGACAGAGGUGUCUCAGACCAUCACAGGAGCAGAAAACUCCAUCAACAAGCUGCAAAGCAACAUCUCCGCUGUAGAGGUGUGUGUUCAGGAUGUUCGGGCGGUGCUGCAACAGCAGUUCUCAGUGCUGCAGGCGGCGGUGGAGCAGGUCCGGGCGGAGCUGGCGAAGGCGCUGGAAGGCGAGCAGCAGCACGCGCUCGCUCAGGCCCAGAGCGUCCGACAGCACCUGGAGCAGCGCUGCACCGAGCUGAAGAAAACACACACACACCUGGAGAAACUCGCCAAGAACAAGAACGAUGUCGACUUCCUACAGGAGUACUCGCAGUGGAGGAAGAGCAAUCGGGAUGUGUGUGUUCCUGCAGUGUGUAUCAGUCUGACGGACCACCUGCAGUCCUUCAGCAGCAUCAUCACAAACACCACCCAGCAGCUGUGUGACAGUGUGCUUAACUCAUACUGCAACACACUCAAACAGGCCUGCUCUACUGGUAACACACCUGUCCAGCCCGCAUGUGAGGACAUCAGUACUGUAAAGCAGAACAUAACACUACCUGAGCCUAAGAGCCGCGAGGACUUCCUUAAAUAUGCCUCUCCGCUAAGUUUCGACUCCAGCACGGCACAUCAGUUCCUGCGCCUGACGGAAGACGGUAGGAAGGUGACCAACACCACGCCCUGGCAGCACAGCUACCCGGAGCGUCCCGAGCGCUUUGUCCACUGGAAGCAGGUGCUGGCUUCCCACAGCUUCUACCAGGGCCGGCACUAUUUUGAGGCGGACAUCAGCGGCGAGGGCGUCCAUGUUGGAGUGACGUCCGGCUGCAUUGCUCGCCAGAGUGCUGAAAGCAACGGCUGCCUGACGGGACACGGCGCCUCCUGGUGUCUGCAGUGGAACGGACGAGGGUUCUCAGCCUGGAACGAGGGACAGGAAAUGCCCAUCAGCGCCCCCAAGUCCACCAGAGUGGGCGUCUAUCUGGACUUUGCUCAAGGCUCUCUGGCCUUUUAUGCAGUGGAUGGAGGGAUGACUCUUCUGCACCGGUACCAGGCAGAGCUGAGGGAACCACUGUACCCCGCCUGUUGGCUGCCCAAGAAGGAGAAUGUGGUGAUGCUGGUGGAACCUGGACAGGAGAUGCCACUGAAAAGCCCCUCACCACCCUGCUCACCACCAUAAGACACACAUGUAGACUUCUCUAAGGGUUGGCGACAAGACAAUGACAUUGUUACUGCUGUUGUUUUUUGUGAUACGAUGUUACUAUACUUAUCACUGUGGAAUGCUGACCUCCUUAAUGGACCAUAAAAAGACUUUGGACAGACUAUAGAAUAUUAUAUGUAUCAGUAUCAACAUCACUUAUGACUGCAAGAGAAAUGCUUGAAAAUGAUAUUUCAAAUUGUAAGCAAAACCGAAUGAGGUCUUCCUUGAGUUGACAGCGUUCCAAUCAUUUUUAAAACAUACUUUUAAAGGUUUGUAGGUAAUUUACCUGUGUUUUAAUGCAAUUUAAGACAAAAUAUGUCCCACUUUUUUGUUUCAGGUUUGCGUUAAUAUGACUUUACCAGCUUAGCAUGGUGCCAACAUAUCUAAACCCAAUGAAACCAUGUCCACAGAUAGAAGUUGAGCAGUACUGUGUGUUAAAUGAGACACCAAUUGAUAGAAGUGAUAAUAAACUGUUUAAUAAUACUACUGUUUUAGCUACUGUUGAUGUGUGGGACAGCCAUCUUGGAUUUCUGAACUUCAGAACUUUUCAAGUAGGAAAUCCAGCCUGUUGAGACGUUCUAGUUAAAGUGUCAAACGUGGACCUCAAAAUGUCUAAAUUUAAAUAGAAAAUGUGAAAUAAUCCUUUAAUUUAAUGUUAAUGCUCAAACCUAUAGCUAAUGUUCUAGUCAUGUACAACUACUAGUCUAGUCUUUAGUAUGAUAUGCUGUGAAAUAAUUAAAUAUUGGCUGAUUACAGUUGUUGUGGUCCUGCAUGCUGUAAUACUGCCCUAAAAUAUCUGUAUUUCAUUUUAUUUGACUGUAUUGAGAAGCUCUACUAAUAAAUGUUUGAAAUUUGUUCCUA